Symbiodinium natans is the source of this 1044-nucleotide messenger RNA. The record is from the annotation of a GenBank genome assembly. Lineage: Eukaryota; Dinophyceae; Suessiales; Symbiodiniaceae.
AUGGUCGGCAAGGACGUGCAGGUCGAUGGCAUCCUCACCUCAGGCUGCCCUGAGGUCUUGGCAGCCACGCCUGGACGACUGCUGGACCUUCUUGGCUUGGGUGCUCUGACACUGGCCAGCGUCAGCUUCCUCGUGCUGGACGAGGCCGACAAAAUGCUGCAGCUGGGCUUCGAGGACCAGCUGGACGCCAUCGCCAAGGCCAUCCGACGGGACCGCCAGUGCCUUCUUUUCUCGGCCACCUUCCCACUGCGCCUGCGCCAGGCUGCGGACCGCUGGCUGACCAGUAAGGACAAGGUGGUCAUUCGCGUCGGUGCCGUCGACAUCGGUGGCGCGGAAGAGGGCGAGGAAGCUGCAGAACAAGGUGAUGCUCGAAUUGAAGCGGCUUCCGGGAGCAGGAGCAGCGAGUUGGCCUCCACCCUCACCGUCAGCAAGUCAAUCGAGCAAAUUGUCCACGUCUGCGCGGAGCACAAGAGGUUCCGGAAGCUCAUAAGAUUCAUGGACAAGAUCCGGCAAGAGGAGAAAGACCAAGGAGUGCGACAGCGCGCCUUGGUCAUCGUCUUCUGCAACACCAUCAAGACCUUGAAGGCCGUCGCCAGCUUCCUGGGCAAGCACAAGCAUCCCUGCGCGCCCCUGCACUCGGGCAUCCCACAGGCCAAGCGUGAGAGGGCGCUGAGCGAGUUCAAGGCCGGGAGCCUCCAACUUCUGAUUGCUACGGACGUGGCCGCCCGGGGCUUGCACGUGAAGCACUUGCGCUACGUCAUCAACUACGACUUUCCUCCAAACCUCGAGCAGUACUGCCAUCGUAUCGGCCGAACGGGCCGGGAUGGCGAGUCUGGGACCGCCAUGUCCUUCUUCACGAGGAACAUGGCCCCUUUGAGCCGUGACCUGGUCCUUCUCCUGGAGCGGAGUGGACAGAAGGUCGAUCAACAUCUGCGUGCCCUAGCAGAAGGCAAAGAUGGCCAGCCUGCAGGCAGUGAUGAGGACAGCCACGAGGAGGCAGGUGCCGAAAUUCCGGCAGCCAAGAUGCAGGAGCCUGCGGAGGAG